Aspergillus tubingensis is the source of this 654-nucleotide messenger RNA. It is a transcript of the gene cwc21, whose product is annotated as U2-type spliceosomal complex subunit CWC21. The record is from RefSeq and is a predicted model, not a curated record. Bases 1 to 654 code for a protein of 217 amino acids. NCBI's taxonomy places the organism in Eukaryota, Fungi, Ascomycota, Eurotiomycetes, Eurotiales, Aspergillaceae. The transcript has a single exon.
AUGUCCUCCAACGUCGGCCUCUCCACCCCCCGAGGCAGCGGCACCUCCGGCUACGUACAACGCAACUUCGCAUUCAUGAAGCCCCGCAACGCCGGGUACGGCGCGCCCUACCCACCCGUCAGCGGCGCGAACUCCUCCUCCGAUCACCCGUUAGACAAGCCCUUCAAGCAGCGCCAACCCGACAAGCAGAUCCUGGAACAUGAUCGGCGGCGCGCAAUCGAAGUGAAGGUUAUGGAGGAAAGGGAGAGGUUGGAGGAGGAGAAUGAGAGGAUUGAGGAGGAGAUGGGGCAGAAAUCGAAGAAGAAGAAGGGAUCCAAGAAGGAGGAGGAUGAGGUGAAGAAGGAGGAGGGUGAAGAGGAUGAGGAUGAGGAGGGUGAAGAGAAGGUGUUGACGGAGGAGGAGAUUGAUGAGAGGUGUGAGGCGUUGAGGAAGAGGUUGGUUAGGGAGAUGGAGGAAGAGGAAAAGGAGAGGGAACGUGGAAAUGGAGGAGGGAAUGGUGGUGGUGGUGCAGGGAGACGCGGUCGUAGGGCGUGGGAUUUGCCGCCUAAGGAGAGACGCCAGUUUAAGAGUUAUCAGGUGCAUGAGUUGGCGGAGGCGAAGAUUGAGGAGAGUGAGAGGUUGAGGAGGGCGUUGGGGAUUAAGGAGGAGAAAUAG